Raphanus sativus (radish) is the source of this 1505-nucleotide messenger RNA. Its product is annotated as bidirectional sugar transporter SWEET14-like. Gene Ontology annotation, cellular component: membrane. The record is from RefSeq and is a predicted model, not a curated record. The transcript has 6 exons. The coding region runs from base 204 to 1028 and encodes 274 amino acids. Lineage: Eukaryota; Viridiplantae; Streptophyta; Magnoliopsida; Brassicales; Brassicaceae. Gene Ontology annotation, biological process: carbohydrate transport. Gene Ontology annotation, molecular function: sugar transmembrane transporter activity.
CCUUACACAGUUACACAUGUAAACCUCUCUAUAUAUAGUGUGUGCCAUUGGCCUCGUAGUUAAAUUCAUAUCGAAGAAAACUCAAUUAGAGCUAACAAGAGUUCAAGGCCUCCUCUUGUUACCUCCUUUAUUCACUUUCUUCGAUAAUCUUAUUCAAAAGUAGAAAGAUAUAUAGUCGAAAGUUCAUUUACAAAGCAAUCAAAAUGGCCCUAAACGUAUUGGCUUUUACAUUUGGAAUCAUGGGCAACAUCAUAUCAUUUAUCGUUUUCUUGGCGCCAGUGCCAACGUUUGUUAGGAUCUGCAAGAAAAAAUCUAUAGAAGGCUUUCAAUCACUUCCCUAUGUGUCAGCGCUCUUUAGCGCGAUGCUAUGGAUUUACUACGCUCUGCAGAAAGAUGGAUCAGGCUUCCUUCUGAUUACCAUAAAUGCCGUUGGAUGCUUCAUCGAAACCAUCUACAUCAUCCUCUUCAUAACCUAUGCUAACAAGAAAGCUAGAAUAUCAACUUUGAAAGUUCUUGGACUCUUGAAUUUCUUGGGUUUUGCCGCUAUUAUUCUUGUCUGUGAGCUCUUGACCAAAAAGUCGAACCGUGAGAAAGUCCUUGGAGGGAUUUGCGUCGGAUUUUCCGUUUGCGUCUUCGCAGCUCCUUUGAGCAUCAUGAGAGUGGUGAUACGAACAAAGAGUGUGGAGUUUAUGCCCUUCUCUCUAUCAUUGUUUCUUACACUCAGCGCCAUUACGUGGCUCUUCUACGGUCUUGCUAUUAAAGACUUCUACGUUGCGCUUCCAAAUAUAUUGGGUGCAUUUCUCGGAGCAGUUCAAAUGAUUCUCUACAUCAUAUUCAAGUAUUACAAGGCUCCAAAAACUGAUGACACGGAGAAACCCAAAACGGUGACGGAUCACUCCAUAGACAUGGUCAAGCUUGCAUCAGCAACUCCAGUUUCCGUUGAUUUGAUUGUUCAUCCUCACGCUAAUGAUGGUGGUGACUUAGAGGGUCAGAUGGAAAAGAGUGUGACAAACCAAAUCCAAACCUAAGUAGUUUUUUUAUAUUAAUGAUUUUAUUAAUGUUGUACUGUUGAGUUGUGUCUCACUAGAUUGUACUUUGUCGUCUUGUAUUUCUCCUUACCAUAUUAUUUCGAAACAUCUCGAAAUUGUAUUUUAUCCUUCCAAAAGUAUUUUUAUAAAAUAGUUCUGAUGUUCUCUGACUUGCAUCAUGUUUGAAUACUCUGUUUUUGUUUUGUUUUUCUUUUAGACAAAACUCUUGUACCAAAAGGGAUCAACGAGGUUAAGCUGAUCAGCUCGGGUACGAUUUUGGAGAACCGUUGCUCAGUGUAAAGCACCAUUUGGAGAGAUUGCUGGUGGAGUCACUGUCAUCCAUGUUGUUGCACAGCCUUCUCAAUCAAAAACUACAUGACUCCAAUUUCUUAUGGUUCACGUUUUGUAAGAGUCAUUAACUCCAACCUUCUUUUGUUGUUCUAUUUAAACCAAUGAGAAAAAACUAAAGUUAUGAUA